Closterium sp. NIES-65 is the source of this 1902-nucleotide messenger RNA. The record is from the annotation of a GenBank genome assembly. Lineage: Eukaryota; Viridiplantae; Streptophyta; Zygnematophyceae; Desmidiales; Closteriaceae.
AUGAGUUACAAGCAGGCGUGGCGGCUGCGUGAGGCAAUCCAGAAGGAAAUGUACGGGGACUGGCAAGAGUCGUUCAGAUUGCUCCCGACGUUGGCUGCAAGGUUCCAAGAGAACGAUCCAGCUGGAAAGUUCAAGAUUCAGAGGGUCAACGGAUGCUUUCACCGGAUGUACAUUCAGCCGUCUGCAUCCCGCGGUGCGCUUGGUUUUUGCCGCCCCGUUGUUGCACUAGACGGGACCUUCCUAAUUAGUGCUCAACGCGCAACCCUGCUCAUUGCCGUGGUCCUCGACGGUAAUCAGAAGAUUCUGAUCCUGGCGUGGGCUCUGGUCGAAGGAGAGAACAAAGAUUUGUGGACCUGGUUCCUGCAACACUUUUUGGGGAGCUUCUCGGAGUGGCCGCACCGUCAAGAUGCAUCCAUCAUCGGCAAUCGCGACAAGGGCCUGGUUCCUGCUGCACGAGAUGUACUCCUGGUUGGCAUACCUCACUACUUUUGUGCUUGGCAUCUCUAUGAGAAUGUUGUGAAAAUCGGAGAGGCUGCUGCUCUUUUCUAUUGGCGUCUUGUGAAGUGCAGAGACGUCGACAAAUGGGACGCAUUGGUUGCAGCAUGCCGCCGUGACUUCAAGGAAAUGGCGAAUUAUCUCCUCGGCGUCGAGAAGCCGAUCUUGGAUCCACCACCGGCAGAUGCUGCUGAGCAGCAACGGCCCGCUCCCACUACAGCAGCCGAAGUACGUCAACAAGCAGUAGAGAACUAUUGCCAGGGUCGUGAAGCAGCGCGUGCCGCCAUGGGUCGUGCCACCACAUCAUGUGCACAUGGGCGUGGGGCGGGUGACACGAGCGAGCUGGGAGCCACAGCGUCCGAACCAGGGCCUGCACCUACUGCAAGCACUUUUGCCCCAACAACUCCAUCGGCUGAGCCCCCUACCACAACCGAGUUGCCCAGUCGUCCCUCAUGCUUGACUCAUGCAGCUUCACGUCCAUUCGACUAUGCUCUCAUCCUGCAACGCGUUAGGACAGGUUACAUCCCCAGCAACAUCCGGACGGAUGCGCCACGUGCAACAGGAUCAAGCGGAAACUCGGGCCAGGGUGGAGAUGAGCAGUCUAGGGGAAAUACCUGCCAGGCAUUGGUCAUAGUCACUCUGGAUCAUCCGUGGCCAAAUGUCGGUAGUGGCAACCCCCGUGUUAGGGUUGAAGCCGACGCUGAGGAGGACGAUGAGGAGGAGGCGGAUGCAGAGGAGGCAGAGGCAGAUGAUGCGGAUGACCCAGCCCCAGCAGAGGGGAACAAGGCGGGGGCAGACAAGGACGCCGACGAUAACACGCCCGAGGCCGGUGUCGCGGAAGGGAACCAUACUACACGCGUGAGGACAGGGUUUAGGCAGAUCAAGCGUGCAGAGCAGGUCAACAGCUCAAUCGUGCUCAUUCGUCGCUUGCCGUUCACCCCUCUGCUAGGGGGUCUCAUAGACUGGUAUCGGGAUAGGUAUUGUGAACGCGAAAUGGCUGCGCGGGAGAGAACUGCUCUACUGACGGAAGCGGCAGAGGAGCGGAUGGUGUUAAAGGAGACCCGGGCGGAGGGGUACGAGCUAUUGGGCGGGGAUCUUGAGGAAGGUACCAUCCAGACCAGGGACACCGACGAUCCCAAGGAGUGGAGGUCCUUCAACGUCAACAUCAACAUCAAAGUGAGGACAUGCAACUGCUCAAACUGGGGCCAGUACCAGUUCCCGUGCUCCCAUGCCUUGGUCUUUGCUCUAAGGCGAGAGCUAGACCCUUGCACCCUCGUCUCCGACUUCUACACCACAAAGAACUGGGCGGAGACGUAUUCUUCAACGGUGAAGGGUUCCUGUGUGGACUGCAUCGUCCUUGGGAGGAAGCUGGCCGCACCAAGUGAGUGCGAUGCUCCACCCUUUUGA